AGUCUUCUCGUCGGAGCUCGGAAAGUGGCGGACGGGCCGGUUGCGCGCUCGUCAUCAUUCGGAGGAGGGCGACGCGCGCUCUAUCUCUCCCACGCGCGUAAACGCAACCCACGCACGCAGCCGGCGCGCACGCUCACACACGCCCGGAGACGCUCUUGUCGCCGCAGUCAAUCACCGGCACCGACCUGCACGGAUCUUUUUUCUUCUUUCCCCACCCUUCCUUACACACACCGCGAAGACGCUUGCAGUGCCCCUUAUCCGACCCCGCCGGUCAUGUCAGUUUAGCUGCCCUGCGGGAUGCCUGAUCAUGACAGCGCCGCGCUCCUAACCAAACAGACCAAGCGUAGACGCGUGGACAUCGGGGUGAAAAGGACCGUAGGGGGCGGCGUGACCGGGGUCCUGCUCGACGGCAUGAACCUGCAGUCGCACAGCCCCGAUCGGGACGGGGAUCUCUCGCUGGCGGCCCGCGGCCACGGCGACGGGGAGAAAUCCAACGUUCUGAGGAAGCUGCUGAAAAGGGCCAACUCCUACGAGGACACCAUGAUGCCUUUCCCCGGGGCAACUAUUAUCUCGCAGCUCCUUAAGAGCAACAUGGGAAAGAACGGCGGGAGCGACUCCGGCUUUCAGGGCAGUGGAGCUCUGUCCAGUGGGGGCUCAGAGAUCCAGGCCGAGGACGGCUGCAGCAACGCCUCCUCCCAAGACCGGGACAGUCCGUCCAACUGCAUUUCCCCCGGACCCACUCUCCCUUUGGUUCCGCCCUCUUUCGGGCGACCGACUUCCAACCUCAGUUCCCAUACUACUGUUCAGCCGCUCUCCCUUACGUCGUUUGACUUCGACAGGCUGUCAGAUGAGCACCUACGGGCGAAGAGGGCCCGGGUGGAAAACAUCAUCCGUGGCAUGAGUCAUUCCCCGCUGGUCCAGUCCAGCAUUGCCGGCGACCACGGCAAAGAAAGCAACUUCGACAAUGAGAGCUCUCCAGGUUCACGAGCUGGCGGGGUUAGCGCCGGCGAGGUCUACCGGGAGAACAAAAGGAAGCAGCGCCUGCCUCAACAGCAACAGAGCUUCCCGCAGCUGGUGUGUUCCAGGCAGGAGCAGCGACAAGAGGAGAGGAGACAGCUGAAACUGCAGCUGGAAGACAUGCAGAAGCAACUGCGCCAACUCCAGGAAAAGUUCUAUCAGAUCUACGACUCUGAGACAGAAGAAGAGGACGAGAUCCACGAUAGAGGCGAGGGGGACAGAGGUGGUGAGAGGGAUGAGGAUGGUAACCUGUCCGAGGACAGUAUUCGCUCUGAUGGUCUAGAGGAGAGGCACAGAGACAGAGGGCGCCGCCGCCAUGAUGAACUGUCAGAACUGGACCCGGGUCUGUUCCUGGACCGGGCCAGAGCCCUACUUAGACAGCAGGCCUUGAUGGACGGCGAAAUGGUGGACGACGUGGAAGGGAGGUCUCAGGAGGAGGAAGAGGAGAGGAUGGUGAAGAGGAAAGGAGGGCGACAGUUAGCGGAGACGCUGAAGCAAGAGCUCAACUGUGCCGUCUCGCAGGUCGUCGACACCGUCGUCAAGGGCUUCUCGUCGCCCAAGCAGGCCGUCAGCCAUCAUCAUGGCUGUCAUAGUAGCACCCCGGCUGCCCCUUCCUCUUCAUCCAAUUCAUCCUCCUCCUGUCCGCCGCUCUUUGGGCCUCUCCCCUCCCUCACCCCGGAUUCCCGUUUCGGCGGCGGCGCGUUGGCCCUGAGUCUCAACGGGGACGGCAGCCCCACCUCCAACUACCACUCGUCCAAUCAGAGGCUCCACUGUUUCGGAGACAUCAUCGCCCCCAGCCCGUUGGAUUCCUUCAACGGUCUGAGCGGCAGAUUAAGCAGCGUGCCGACUCCCAACGACCAAACCGAGGCGUUGCCGCUCGUGGUCCGCAAGAGCGGCGGCGCCGGCGGCUGCGAGGAAAACGGCAACCCUCCGCUACCUCCUCCUCCACCUCCGCACCACCCCUCUCUCCCACUCACAGCCACUCUUGGCUUCAGCCCUCCGUCCUUUCGCCAUCCGUUCCCCCUCCCGCUUAUGGGCUACCCCUUUCACAGCCCUCUGGGGUCGCACGGGGGCGGGUACACCACGGCGGCCAAAGACAACAACCACCACCACCACCACCACCACCACAUUCGCUCCUCCCCAGAUUCCAUGGACAUGACCCGAGAAACUCUCAGCCUGAGAACCAAAAUGGCCAACCUGGGAGGAGGGCACCUCGGUCACCACCACAACAGGCAGAGUUCCCCGAGCCAACACGGGCCUGAAAGCUUGUCGCUGUCCCUCAUCAAGUCCGAGUGUGGGGACCUGGCGGACAUCGCCGACAUCUCACCUUAUUCGAGCAGCACCAUCCAAGAAGGUCUGUCACCCAACCACCUGAAGAAGGCCAAGCUCAUGUUCUUCUACACUCGCUAUCCCUCCUCCAACAUGCUCAAAAUGUUCUUCUCCGACGUCAAGGUGAGCAGUGUCGCAGUUUCUCAGGUGACCCCGAGACACGCGGCAAAAUGUCAACCCGUGUGCACGGGAAGCAACUUUACCUACCUACCUUCCUCCGUAUUCCUCAACACCUUCAUACCAAGCCAUGCUAUUUCCCUCAUGCUCUUGUCAACGUCUGCCCUUGUUCCUGUGUUGGCGAGUUGUGCGUCUCAUCAUCUUUUUGUGCCCUUGCUUCACAAACUGCCCUUUUGGUUCUCGACUCCUUGCUUGUCCCCGGACUUUGACGUUUCUCUCCUGCCCUGGAUAAUCUGCCUGCCCCAUGGACUUUCGUAUUUCUUCGCUCUCAACAACAUUUGGUUCCGACACAUCCAGAAUGUGUCGAAGUUCAAGUGCUCGGUCUUUUGUGUCUCAAGUCGUAGGCAAUCUGCAAUCAACGCACCUGGUUUAAUGAACAGGGACAGUAUAAAGAGCUUGACCGCUGACUUCUCGUCAUCGGAACAUAGCCCCGUGUACAUCGACGAUGAGCUCCUUGGUCAUGUCGACCUUGAAGACCAGGUUGUUGGUUACGCACCAGUCAGCCAGAUGUCAGUUGUUGUCAGUUAUCUGCACGCCCAGGAACUUGGUGCUGCUUACGAUCCCUACUGCUGUGCCAUUGAUGAAGACUGGAGUGUGAAUGGAUUGGUGACUCCUGAAGUCGAUGAUGAUCUCCUUGGUCUUGUGGACGUUCAAGACCAGGUUGUUGGUUCCGCACCGGUCAACCAGAUGUCAGUUAUUGUCAGUUAUAUUCACGCCCAGAAACUGGGUGUUGCUUACCAUGAAGUCCCUGUGUGUCUUUUCCUCCUUAUAGAAGCAAAGGUUAACAAGAAGAGAUGA
Nerophis ophidion (straightnose pipefish) is the source of this 3321-nucleotide messenger RNA. RefSeq names its product prospero homeobox protein 1-like. The record is from RefSeq and is a predicted model, not a curated record. Lineage: Eukaryota; Metazoa; Chordata; Actinopteri; Syngnathiformes; Syngnathidae. Bases 298 to 3321 code for a protein of 1007 amino acids. Gene Ontology annotation, biological process: regulation of transcription by RNA polymerase II. The transcript has 12 exons. Gene Ontology annotation, molecular function: RNA polymerase II cis-regulatory region sequence-specific DNA binding; DNA-binding transcription factor activity, RNA polymerase II-specific. Gene Ontology annotation, cellular component: nucleus.